Molecule: messenger RNA, 4041 nt
Organism: Perca fluviatilis (European perch)
Lineage: Eukaryota; Metazoa; Chordata; Actinopteri; Perciformes; Percidae
Gene: kitb
Product: KIT proto-oncogene, receptor tyrosine kinase b
Exons: 21
Coding region: 182-3052 (956 amino acids)
Biological process (GO): protein phosphorylation; Kit signaling pathway; positive regulation of receptor signaling pathway via JAK-STAT
Cellular component (GO): signaling receptor complex
Molecular function (GO): ATP binding; transmembrane receptor protein tyrosine kinase activity; cytokine binding
Source: RefSeq, a predicted model, not a curated record
CCAGUGAAAUCCAUCAGGGGCAGUCUACAGGAUCAUUGUGUCUGUGCGCCCAUAAACUACAGUGGAGAGACCUGCUGCUCUAGCUGUGUUGUUACGGUGGAUCGGAUCUGGUGUUUUUACAGGGUUAUUCCUGCACUUGAAACGCAUGGAGUAGAGUAAAAAGCUUCAACCCCGCAUAAUCAUGAAAUGCCACUGGGUUGUUUUUGUCUCACAUUUUGUUUUGCUGCCACUAACAGUUAGGUGCCAGCCAGUCAUCUCCCCCAACGGGCCUUACAUAGUAGUUCCCAAGACGGGAAAGCUGGAGCUGCGUUGCCGGGACAAUGCCACGACGUCUGGUGCCCUGUCCAAGUUGAGGUGGCAGUGGGAGAGGGCUCGCAGGCUGGAGGGAGAGGUGGAGGAGGGUGGAGUGGCUUAUGUCAAGGUGGCAGCAGCGCAGGCCUACCACAUGGGUCGUUAUGUGUGUGUCAACAACAGCACACAGGAACACAGCUCCAUCUAUGUAUAUGUGAAAGACCCCCAGAAUGUGUUCCAGCGCACCAUGGUGAACAACAUCCUGGUGCGUUCAGGUGAGAACUGCACCAUCCCCUGUCUUGUGACAGACCCAGAUGUCACCCUCGUGGCAUUGGAGAGCUGCGAUGGACAACCUUUGCCCUCCAGUAUGAGUUACCACAGCAACCUCCAGCGAGGUGUCAUCAUCAGCAAUGUGAGAAAGGAAUAUGAUGGCUGUUUCGUAUGCGUGGGACAGCUCGCUGGAGUCAAAGUGAAGUCGAGCCAAUACACUGUGGAUGUACGACUUGUGCCGGAGGUUCCUCCAGUGAUCACACUGUCCCGGAAAGACCCCGUUAUUCUGAGGAAAGGAGAGCAGUUUGAGAUUACCUGUAGCUCUGUCAACAUCAACCCAGACUUUAGUGUCAAGUGGAAUUUCCCUUCAACAGCGCAUCCUGAUAAAUCCCAAACCUCCCACAUCCUGUCCGGUGCCCGCGGUUACCAGCGUGCCACCUCACUCUUGAUCACAGCUGUCAACCAAUCAGACUCGGGCACUUACCGCUGCCACGCUCAGAACGAGAGAGGCACCAGUGCCACAGCAGUGCAGCUUGAUGUCCGAGAUCAGGGGUUCAUCACCAUUUUAGGCCCCCCAGGUCCAGUCCAGGCUGAUGUUAAAGAGGGGGAGAGCCUGGGCCUCAGAGUAGAAUUUGAUGCCUAUCCUGCACCCAGCUCCAUGUUCUGGUCUUACAACGGCAUACAGAUCCUCAACACCACAGAGCACGUUAUCACCAUCCACCGCCACAAAUACAGACUCAUCAGCAAGCUCAGACUAGUGAGGGUCCUCAGCUCGGAGGGCGGGAUCUAUAAGUUCUCAGCCAGCCACGAGGAUGCAUCUGAGGAGCAUUCAUUCCACAUCUACGUCAUCAGCAAGCCGGUUAUCAUCGCCCAGGAAGGCCCUGUUGAUGGACAGGUGCGGUGCAUUGCUGCUGGUUACCCGGUCCCUAAAAUAAGCUGGUACUUCUGUGAGCUGCCCCACACGAGGUGCUCACACCUGCCCAACGCCACCCAAUGGGAGACUACGGAUGUUUCCAUGGUGACAGAGUCUACCUUCGGUAGGAGCGAGGUAGUGAGCCGACUGAAUGUGAGCAAGGAGCACGCACACUAUCACACCCUGGAGUGUGUAGCGAGUACGGUGGGGGAAGAGGCCUACACGCUGUUCUCCAUCAGUGAACGCAUCGUCCCCCAUAGACUCUUCACUCCUCUUCUAACUGGCAUGGUGGCCACUGGGGUCUUCCUCUGCCUCACUCUAGUGGUGCUGCUCUAUAAAUACAUGCAGAAACCAAAGUUCCAAAUCCAGUGGAAGGUCAUUGAGAGCAUCCAUGGCAACAACUACAUAUAUAUUGACCCCACCCAGCUGCCAUAUGACUCCAAAUGGGAGUUUCCUCGACAGAAACUACGUUUCGGUAAAACGUUGGGCUCUGGGGCUUUUGGAAAGGUAGUUAGGGCCACAGCAUAUGGACUCUGCUCUGCAGAUACCAUUACAACUGUCGCUGUUAAGAUGCUCAAACCCAACGCUCAUGCUACGGAGAAGGAGGCACUGAUGUCAGAGCUGAAGGUGCUCAGUUACCUUGGAAACCACGUGAACAUUGUUAACCUGCUGGGGGCCUGCACUGUCGGAGGCCCAAUUUUGGUGAUCACAGAGUACUGUUGCUAUGGCGACCUCCUCAACUUCCUGCGCAGAAAAAGAGAGUCCUUUUUAAACUCCCAAGUUGGUGAUGGUUACCAUCGCAACGUCUCGAACCAAACAGAGCCUACAACAAGCAGAGAGGUGACUCGUCCAGGGUAUGUGCCCAUGCUUCCCUCUGAGAAAGAAAGGUCUUCCCAGUCAGCUGAUGUAGAGGAGCUGUCUCUGGACACCGAAGAUCUCCUCAGCUUUUCCUACCAGGUGGCCAAAGGAAUGGAAUACAUUACUUCCAAGAACUGUAUCCACAGGGAUCUUGCAGCCAGAAACAUUCUGCUGACUCACGGCAGGGUGGCGAAGAUCUGUGACUUUGGGUUGGCACGAGACAUCACCACUGACGCCAGCUAUGUGCUCCGGGGCAACGCUCGUCUGCCAGUCAAGUGGAUGUCUCCUGAGAGCAUUUUUGACUGUGUCUACACGUUUGAGAGUGACGUGUGGUCCUACGGCAUCCUGCUCUGGGAAAUCUUCUCUCUGGGUAACAGCCCGUAUCCCGGGAUGCAAGUGGGCUCAGUAUUUUAUAGGAUGAUUCAAGAUGGCCACAGGAUGAGCAGGCCCGAGUUUGCUCCCAUUGAGAUGUAUGACAUGAUGUUGUCUUGUUGGAACCAAGACCCUUUGAAAAGGCCUUCCUUCCGGAAACUGGUGGAGAGGACUGAGCUAAUGCUGUCAGAAAAUACCAGGAAUGUCUACCUGACACUGAGCAACGCUCCAGGUCAUCCAGAGCAUCAGAGGACGCCGUCACGGAGGCUCAGCUCAGUCUGCAGCACGACAGCCCCCACCCAGCCUUUACUGCAAAGCACGGCUGACGUCUUCCUGGACUAUGUCUGACACACACACACACACACACACACACACACACACACACACACACACACACACACACACACACACAAAAAGUAUGCACACCCUCUGCUAUAUAAUAUACAACCCCCCCUACCUCCCUGAUCAUUCUCUCCUUUUACCACACACACUUCAAGAGCCAAAUACACUCUGUAGACUACUAACAACACAUUCACUUAAACUAACUCUCAAACGCUGGCCUUCCUGCAUCUCACACACACACACACACACACACACACACACACACACACACAACACACACACACACACACACACACACACACAUUCUGUAUAUAUACGACCCUGCACUGGGCUCUCAGUAUUGGCCUCUAUCUAAUCUCCCUAUUGGCGUAUUGAUGUCUGCAGUAGGUAUUUCAGGUGUACGUCUAUAUAAAGCAGACUCCAGCACUAACCGCCCAUCAGAUACAACAUCCCCCAUCAGCACCGGGAGGAGUUUUGGCUCACAUUCAGCCUUAAGGCCCUGACACACCAACCCAAUUAUCAGCCGUCGGACAGUCUGGCGAGGUCAGUGGUUCGGUGUGUUCCGUGCUGUCGUCAGUCGGAGGAGGAGCCGUCGGCCUUCAUUUGGGCCGAUUUGACAUGUUGAAUCGGAAGGCGGGCAGUCGGACUCAAUGACCAAUUUGAUUGGUGGAGUGCUAACCUGGAAAUGAUGAGCGGGAUGAGCAUGAUUAGAGUCUCAAAAUCGGAUGAAAAUCUUUUAAACUGACCUUUGUCGAUCUGAAAUAAAGACAGAUUCAGCAACUGCAUGGCCUAUUUCUCGCUGAAAAUAUUUUCAGAAACACGUUUCGGUGAACUAUUUUAGUACAAUAUGAGAUUGCAUUCCGAACGAGUCGCCAUGAUGGCCUGGCUUUGAAAUUCCAGAGUAGCCAGACCCAAGCAUAGACAGUAUAUAAUGGACCAACCGACCCCGUGUCUCUGGACGGAGACCAGUGAAGGAUAUUAGCAGCAUUUUUCUG